Molecule: messenger RNA, 7458 nt
Organism: Lepisosteus oculatus (spotted gar)
Lineage: Eukaryota; Metazoa; Chordata; Actinopteri; Semionotiformes; Lepisosteidae
Gene: pde2a
Product: cGMP-dependent 3',5'-cyclic phosphodiesterase
Biological process (GO): positive regulation of gene expression; regulation of mitochondrion organization; cGMP catabolic process
Cellular component (GO): cytosol; mitochondrial matrix; mitochondrial inner membrane
Molecular function (GO): 3',5'-cGMP-stimulated cyclic-nucleotide phosphodiesterase activity; 3',5'-cyclic-AMP phosphodiesterase activity; 3',5'-cyclic-GMP phosphodiesterase activity
Source: RefSeq, a predicted model, not a curated record
AUCGAACAGCUGUACCAGAAGAAGGCAGUGGAUUAUUGAGAUGUGAAGUAAAACCUCACCAUACAGCUGUUAUCAACCCCCUCCCCACACACACACACCCUGCCACCAGCAGCAGCAAAUACGGCUCCAAUUAUUGCAGGCUCAGCACUGAUUAGCGAAACUCGAGGACCCUUGAGGACUGCAGGGAAGGAGCUAUCCUUCGUAUCUCUGUCCGCAUGCCUGAGAUGCUGCAUUAGGAUCUGUGACAGCAUCACUACCAAUCCACUCCCACAACCAAGAGGAAAGGAGAGAAAGAGAAGCGCACACCCCGCUCACUCGCGAAGAUAAAGAAAUCGCAAGUCGCUGCCGCUGUCAGCGGUUGAUGAGUCUGCCUUGGAAGACUUGAACCUGCAACCCCUCGGCUCAACCUGAACAGCUUCGGAACCGGGCUUUUGACAGUCACCAUGAGAAAUGGGCCAGGCUUGUGGACAUUCUUUUCUGUGCCGUAGCCAACCGUACCAGCCCGCAACAUCUGAUAUAAGGGGGCAGCAAGUGUUCCUGAAAGCAGAUGAGCCCCAGCCACAUUCCGACGCCUUACAGGAUGCUCUGCUGAGCCUUGGCUCCGUAAUUGAAACCAGCUCCUUGAGAGAAGUCAUCAAGGAUGUACUGGAGGUGGUGCUCCCAAAAGUGGAGAGUGUGUUUAUCUAUGUCUUGGAUGUUGAAACCAACAGACUGCUUUGUGAAGACCCUCCCCAUGAGUUGCCCCCCGAGGGAAAGCUCAGAGAGGCAGUUAUUAAGAAGAGGAGGGUUGAAUGCAAUGGAGUGCCUCCAUCUGAGCUCCAAGAUAAGCAGCUGAAGAGCUUGGCAGCACCUCUUCCACCUGAUAAAAAGGUGUUAUUAAUUCCUAUUCUGGACCAAGAUAUUGGGGGAGUUCUGUCUGUCAUCUUGGUCUGCUGCAAGCAGCUGAGCGAAUUGGAUGAGCAGCACCUAAAUGUUCUGGAAAAGCAUAUUACAGUGGCUUAUAAGAGAGUCCACGUUUUGCAGAAGACUUCACCCUGGCCACAAGUCAACUUCCAUCAGACGCCAUCCCAGAAUUCCCUCAACAAAUCAGAGUCAACCCCUGGUGGAACUUACAAUGAAUUAGACCGCAAGAUUCUGCAGCUGUGUGGUGAACUAUACGACCUUGAUGCAGCCUCUCUCCAGCUGAAAGUGAUUCAUUAUCUGCAACAGGAGACCCAGUCACAGUGUUGCUGUUUGUUGCUUGUUUCAGAAGACAACCAUCAGCUGUUUUGCCAGGUGGUAGGAGACAAGGUUCUAGAAGAGGAAAUCAGCUUUCCACUGACAUUUGGUCACCUUGGACAGUUGGUGGAGAAGAAGAAAUCUAUCACCCUCCAGGACAUCAGUCCAGAGGAACUUCAGCAGCUGAACAGCAUGUUGGGAUUUGAAGCACACUCCAUGCUGUGUGUGCCUGUCAUCAGCAGAGCCACUUCCCAGGUGGUGGCCUUAGCGUGUGCGUUCAACAAGAUAGGGGGCCAACAGCACACAGAAGCAGACGAGCACAAAAUCCAGCAUUGUUUCUGCUACACUUCAACAGUAUUAACCAGCACAUUGGCAUUUCAGAAGGAACAAAAGUUGAAGUUUGAAUGUCAGGCACUGCUGCAGGUUGCCAAAAAUCUUUUCACACACUUAGACGAUGUGUCAGUUCUACUACAGGAGAUCAUUAUCGAAGCCAGAAACCUCAGCAAUGCAGAGAUCUGCUCCGUGUUCCUGUUGGAUAGAGUGAACCACGAGCUGGUUGCCAAAGUGUUUGAUGGUGGAGUGGUGAAUGAUGAGAAAGAAUUCCGGAUUCCUGCUGAUCAGGGAAUUGCUGGUCAUGUGGCUACCACAGGAAAGAUCCUAAACAUCAAAGAUGCCUACUCUCACCCUUUGUUUUACCGGGGUGUAGAUGACAGCACUGGGUUCAGGACCAGGAAUAUACUUUGCUUCCCUAUCAAGGAUGAAAAUAAUGAGGUUAUUGGCGUGGCUGAACUGGUCAAUAAGAUCAAUGGCCCCUGGUUCAACAGGUUUGAUGAAGACUUGGCCACAGCAUUCUCAAUCUAUUGUGGCAUCAGCAUUGCUCAUUCUCUGUUGUACAAGAAAGUCCACGAGGCCCAAUUUAGAAGUCACCUUGCCAAUGAGAUGAUGAUGUACCAUAUGAAGGUUUCAGAGGAGGAAGUGACGAAACUUCUGAAACACGGAAUCCAGCCUGUUAAUGAAAUCCAUCCCAACUUUGCCAAUUUCACUUACACUCCUCGGUCUUUGCCUGAUGAUAGCACUCCCAUGGGUAUUUUGAGCAUGUUUGAAGACAUGGGCUUUAUCAACAAUUACAAGAUCGACUUACAGACUUUGGCGAGGUUCUGUCUGAUGGUGAAAAAGGGAUACAGGGAUCCCCCCUAUCACAACUGGAUGCACGCGUUCUCCGUCUCUCACUUCUGCUAUCUCCUCUACAAGAAUCUGGAGCUCUCCAAGUACCUUGAGGACAUUGAAAUCUUUGCUCUUUUCGUGUCGUGUAUGUGCCACGACCUGGACCACAGAGGGACCAACAAUUCCUUCCAGGUGGCUUCGCAAUCUGUAUUGGCAGCCCUCUAUAGUUCCGAAGGCUCAGUUAUGGAGAGACAUCACUUUGCCCAGGCAAUAGCAAUUCUAAACACCCACGGAUGUAACAUCUUUGAUCAGUUUUCAAGAAAGGACUACCAAAGGAUGUUGGAUUUGAUGAGGGAUAUCAUAUUGGCAACAGACUUGGCACACCACCUGCGCAUUUUCAAAGACCUUCAGAAAAUGGCAGAUGUGGGUUACAACCCAGACAACAAGCAACACCACAACCUGCUGUUAUGCCUGCUCAUGACUUCGUGUGAUCUUUCAGACCAGACAAAGGGAUGGAAAACCACCAGGAAGAUUGCAGAACUUAUUUAUAAGGAGUUCUUUUCUCAGGGAGAUCUGGAGAAAGCCAUGGGCAACAGACCAAGUGAAAUGAUGGACAGAGAAAAAGCAUAUAUUCCAGAAUUGCAGAUCAGCUUUAUGGAGCACAUCGCUAUGCCUAUCUACAAGCUGCUCCAAGAACUUUUCCCCAAGUCAACUGAGCUUUAUGAACGAGUUUCAGCCAAUCGGGACCAAUGGACCAAGGUCUCUCAUAAAUUCACCAUCCGUGGGUUGCCUAGCAACAACUCCCUUGACUUCUUGGAUGAGGAAUAUGAACAACUUCAGGAGCAGGCAGGUGACACUCUGAGGAUGAACGGUUGCUUGGAAACUAAAGAAACCAUGGGAGUCAUUCAAGAAGGUUGUAUUUCAAAAACAAUUAGAAAUUAGUUAUAGACUCCUAGAGACUGUAUGUAUUUUCCAAUUCCAACAGUAACACCUUAUGUUUAAUAAAGGGAAUUACCUUUAACAUCAGAACAGUUUUGAUAUGCACUGCAUAGCUGCUUAAAAUACUGCUAUUGUAAUAUCCACAAAUUAAAGAUAAGAUUUUUAUUUCUGAGACCCUUUGUGCAUUACAUUAUGUUUCAUUACUGUGGGGAAAAGGUUUUAAAUCUGUUUAUUAAAACAAUGUAUGAGCUGUAAGUUCUGCUAAUACUAAAGUGUACUGUUGUUCAUUAGUAUAAUAACACAUUGUUUCAGUAAUGUGUGGUAAGCCCAGCUGUGUAAAUAUAAAGUGUUACUUUGUUCAGCUUUGAAAAGCCAAAAUGCAAUCUUCACAGAUUUCAUAUCCUUUUUUACAUAUUGAAAUUAGUGCUUGGAAGUGGACUUUAUUUUUAAAUUUGUCCACAUAUAUACAGUAUGUAUGUAUUAACCAUUUUUGUGAACCAGGAGUUCCCCAUGUUCAGAGGCAUUUACACCUCUGACUUACCGCAGAACGUAAUGCAGACAAGUCACACAGAUUCACAGUUUGUUGUAGCUGAAGUGAGAACUUCUUAAAUGUACUUAAGUCUAUUCACGAAGUAAUGAAACAACAUCAUAGCUCCUUCAUAUCAAGACCAAAACAUAAUAAAUCAACAUAGAUAAAAACACAUAAUAAAAUAAUUAUCAUAAGGCCAAAUAUAUUUACUUUUCUGUCCCCUUUAAUGUUUGUUUCAAUUUAUUAGAUUUUGUAAUACAGAUAUUACUAUCCACAGUUUUUGGUCAGUUCGGCUUUUUUUCCGUAUGCUGAAGCCAAUUGGAAGUUGGAGACUACGUCAGUGGCACAGUCUGUUUCUCCAUACAUUUUAAUGACUUUCUUGGUAAAUUAACAUCCCCUUAUUCAGUUUUUGUUCUCACUGUAUUUUGCUCUUUUGAUUGUAUUAUUUGAUUAUGUUUUACUUUUACAUCAGUGUCACACACACAGUUCAGACAUACUGAGACUGAUAUCACGCAUUGUUCUGUGAUUAUAAAAAUGCAUGUACAGAGCAGUAGGCCUAUUAAAACUACCUGCACAAUUUGCUUUCAAGGCUUUGACUUCUGACCACAGACAUGCCAUGCCUACCAUGGUAUAUUGAAAACCCAUCUCUGGGGACCAAAGGAAAUUGCUCAGAUACAGACGCACACAAAGGCACUUUCAAAGCACAUUAAAUAUUACAGAGAAGUGCUUCUAUUAGUAGAUAUAUGAAAAUAACUUCAAUUUUCCUAUAGAAUGGCAGCUGAAGAAGAAACAACUGUCUACCCUCAGAUGUUUGAGUUAUGAACAAGGUUUAUUUAUUUUUUAAAAAGCUAAUGAUGACAGCUAUCUGACAUGAAUAUCAAGCAGCAGAUGGAAAUCUCCCGGGUUCAGGUAUCUGUGGCAAAAUGAAUCUUCUAGCAGUCCAAGCUGGAACUGAACUGAACUGCAUCUUGGAGACAGGUAGUUACAGAAUAUUUCCAUGCUUGAAAAUGAAGCUGUCUCCUCCAGUGAGAAUUAACAGAACAAAGAAACACUAAUUGAGAACUUUAACAUAUUUCUUUUUGGCUUUGAAAAUGUUCACAGAUUUCAUAUAAUUUUUUCACUAUGCUGAAAAUGUUAUUGCAUUUAUUUGUUAAAAAUGCCUUAUGUGCUACAUUUGGGAGGAAAAUUAUACUCCUACAUUACAGAUUGAAAGCAAACAUUUGAAAUGAAAUAGUACCAAUUACAGUAUGUUUCUUCUCCUUGGGGUUUCAUUAAUAUCUGAGUGCAUUAGAUAUGAAUGAAUUUGUCUAAUUCGAAGAUCAGCUGGUUUCUAUAAAAAUGUAAAAUAUUUCUAUACUCCCAUGCUAAAUACUAUAUAAUAUCUGAGUGCAUUAGAUAUUAAUGAAUUUGUCUAAUUGAAAGAUUAGCUGGUUUCUAUAAAAAUGUAAAAUAUUUCUAUACUCCCAUGCUAAAUAAUGUAUGUGUGGACAAAGCUCGCAGUGUGUUUUUAUUUAAAUACUGUAAAAAAAACUGUAGAGCCCCAUUUUAUUUUUUUCAACAAUUGUAUUAAAUUUUCUUCCCUUAUUUUGUGAGACAACUUGUGAGACUAAAUAUCAGACCAAAUCUAUCCCUUUAAAUAUACCAACCAACAUAAUAUAACAGUAAAUUUAACGAAGGUGUAUAUUAACCCAGGGCACAAUGUUUUGCAGUGUGUGCAAUUAAUAUAAGUAUAAUAUGUAAGUCUGUGGAAUCAAAGACAAAAGAAUGUAGCAGUUUGUGUAUUUGAGUAAAAUGUGGAAACUAUUCCCAUUAAAAAUAAGUUUUUGUAAAUGUGUGAGUGUAUAUAAAUACAUUUCAAGGGUUUUUUAAAUAAGGGCUACUGGCCCUUUAAGGCAAUUAAGAACCCUUCCAGAAUGUGUAUAUUAUUGAUUUUGCCUUACCGUAUCUGAGUUGCCUUUAGAGAAGACAUGUUGUAUAAAUAUAUCUACAGUUUCUAUGUUUAUUUUUACAGUGGUAAUGGACAGUGCAUGCCUUUUUUUCUUGCCAAUCUCCUGAAAUAUUCAGUAAAGCUGUUAUUUUUUACAUAGCUGCUCAAUUAAAUUAUUGUGCAGAAACCGAGUAUUGUAGAUAAUUAUACCUAUUUAAAUACAGACUGUUCACAGAAGAAAUAUUAGGUCAGCUUUUAAGGGGUUGUGUAUUAUUUAGUUUUGGUUUAGUUUUUGCUUACAUACAACAUUACUAAAUGGCAGAAAAGUGCCAAACCAAAACAACAGUUAAAGUAUGUGAUCAUGGGCUAAUACUAUUUCCAUGCCUAAAUAAAUUGUUAACUCCUUGAAUAUUUUUAACUGAAUCAUGACCCAUGGUGUCAAUUUAAUCAUGUUAAAUGUGUGUUAGUGUGUUAAAUGCCACCUGGGAGAUGCAGAUGUGACUUUAAAAUCCUUUCAGAAUACAAGUCUGUUUGAAGCACUCAGACAUUUGGCCUCUGUAAAUAUCAGUGAUAACAUUGAUAACAAUAAAGCCUGUGUUCUGUUAAAAGAUGUUCCUAUUAUAUGCUCCCUAAACUCUCCUGUAACCUAUUGCUGAGCACUAGUUUCUGCCUACAAGAUUUUGUGUUCCUCAGACUAGACCCUGGUCUUGAACCCUUUCAUUCUGCAGCCUGAAACUUGACUACUUUCUGUUUUUGCUUUUCACAUUCAUAUUAAGACUAAACUCUGUUCCUUUUCUUUCAUCGUAACUUUAGUUUGUAUAACAAGAUGUUCCUGCUUCGAGGUGUUUACUGAAUAUAUUCCAACUUACAUUUUCUGAGUUUAUUCUCUUCUAUAUAUAGUAUAUAUAUAUUUACAUUAAUGAAAUCUCCUGAGGUGCUUUUGUAUACAUGUACCUCUCCUUUGUUACACUAUUUCACCUAAAAAUAAACGUACCAACCUUGGACCCAUUUUGUAAAUGGUUAAUUCUGGCCUUCACUGUAUAUGUAGUUGUUGCUAGCAGCUGAUUUGUAAAUAUGAAAAUUAAAUGUUUUUCAAACAUGUUAAAAAAACUAGCAAGCAAGGAGAUGAAUUUACUCAUUGUAUAAAUUUGUAAGUGCUUGAAGUGAAUGUCAAUUAUUUCAGAAUUUUCUUAAUGUUUUGUUUACCUGAAAAUAUUCAAAUAUGGUAACCUGUCAUAAAACAUGGAAUUAAGAACACUGUUUUUAUGUGAGGUGUAGCCUUUUUUAAUAGAUGUAUUUGGGUGGCAUAAUUUUGUAUCCCACUUGAGUUCCUGACGGAAUAGAAGCAUGUCAGAAACCCACAAGAAAGAUUUGCUUCAGGGUUGUCUCCAGAUUGGAUUUAAUUAAACUUUAUCUUAAAGAAGCAGCCAAAUAAAAAAGAAAACACGUGAUUUAGUUAUAUAACUGCAUAAGUUGUAAAUUUCUUUUUUCUCUGUCCUUGUGUUGUCAUUUGUACAUAUCUCUGUAGAUACUGUAAAGGGAGUCUGUAUUGGAUCAUUUCAUUGCCAUGUUAAGGACUACAUUCUCAGAGAGGUGCACAAGCUGUGGGAUACAUGUCUUCUGAGACAGAACAAAGGCAGAGGCAAAUGAAUUUUUAUCUAAAUAAAUUUCAUACAUUGAA